AAAAAACCGAAAAGGGAAAAGCAUAUGUGCAAGAAGUAUAUAAAUAUAGAGAGAGAAACACUGAAGAUUCUUUUUUCUCUCUCUCUCUAUUUUCUUCAAACCAAACCCUAGCUUUUGUAGAUAGACAGCGAUGAGAGAAAAUCACACUUCGAUGCCUUUUUAGAUCUUUGUACUGAGUUCAUGUAUUUGUUUCUUGCUUUAAAAAGCUAGGGUUUUGGAAGCUUUUCGAAAUUCAGUGACGAAAUUAGGGUUUUGAUGGAGCCUCGUGUUGGGAACAAGUAUCGACUGGGUCGGAAAAUUGGCAGUGGAUCAUUUGGAGAGAUCUAUCUCGGUACUAAUAUACAGACUAAUGAGGAAGUAGCAAUUAAGUUGGAAAAUGUCAAAACAAAGCAUCCUCAGUUGCUAUAUGAGUCAAAGUUGUACAGGAUUUUGCAGGGAGGAACUGGAAUUCCAAAUGUGAGGUGGUUUGGUGUGGAGGGAAAUUACAAUGUUCUAGUCAUGGAUUUGCUCGGACCCAGUCUUGAAGAUUUAUUUAACUUUUGCAGCAGGAAACUUUCCCUGAAGACAGUUCUGAUGCUUGCAGAUCAAAUGAUAAAUCGCAUUGAGUUUGUUCAUUCUAAAUCAUUUUUGCACCGCGAUAUUAAACCGGACAAUUUUCUUAUGGGCUUGGGAAGGCGUGCAAAUCAGGUCCUUUAUUUUUAUUACUAUUUUCUAACUCUUUGUUCUCACAAAUUCCCAGGAUUCAGAGAGAACAAAAACUUGACUGGCACUGCAAGAUAUGCUAGCAUGAAUACUCACCUUGGUAUUGAACAAAGCAGGAGGGAUGAUUUAGAAUCUCUUGGAUAUGUCCUCAUGUACUUCCUAAGAGGAAGUCUUCCUUGGCAGGGGUUGAAAGCAGGAACUAAGAAGCAGAAGUAUGAGAAAAUUAGUGAAAAAAAGGUGUCAACAUCUAUUGAGGCUUUAUGCCGGGGUUAUCCUACUGAAUUUGCAUCAUAUUUCCAUUACUGUCGUUCACUUCGCUUUGAGGAUAAACCAGAUUAUGCUUAUCUGAAGAGAAUAUUUCGUGACCUCUUCAUCCGCGAAGGCUUUCAGUUUGACUAUGUUUUUGAUUGGACCAUUUUGAAGUAUCAGCAAUCGCAAAUUGCAGCUCCUCCUUCCCGACCUCUUGGUGCUGGUGCUGGAACCAGCUCAGGCAUGCCUCCAGCUAUCCCUAAUGCAGAAAGGCAGUCAGGUGAGGAAGAAGGAAGACAACCAGCAGAUCCUUCUCGAAGGAGGAAUUCUGGACCGCUUAUAAAUGCAGGAAGUUUGUCCAAGCAGAAAAGUCCUCUCAGAAAUGAUUCUACUAGCAAGGAUGCUAUGUUGUCAAGCUCCACUUUCCUUGGAAGAUCAAGUGGAUCAUUGAGGCGAGGUCUAGUCUCUGGCAGCCGAGAGACUUUCACUAUGGGAAAUGACUCUGAUCCUACACGUUCUCGAACGCCUGAGGCAAGUCCAGCAACCAUGCACAAAAUAUCAAGUGGACAGAGAAGCUCCCCAUUUGUUGGCUCAUCAGACGCUAAACAUGCUUCAUCUGGCAGGAAUACUUCUGGUAUAAAGAACUAUGAAACCACACUCAAAGGAAUUGAGAGUUUACAUUUCGAUGAGGAAGAUAGGGGUCACUAAUGAUUGGAAACCCUUUCAUCACAUUCUUGUAAAUUUCUGACUCAGUGUGCUAGACCUCAGGUAGAAUUGAGGCCCUAAAAGUUGAUUUUUCUUGAAUUUCGGGUUGGAAUUUAGGGAUCUAGAGUGUGAUUCGUUCAAGCAAAGAUCUAUAAGAAAUAAAUAGAUCUGAAUGAGUGCUCUAAUGCAGGGAGUCAGGUGGUUUCAAUACAAGCUCAUUGCCGUGCAUGGCUCUUUAUAUUGUUUUGGUGCCUGUGCAAUCAGGCAUCUUCCAUAAUAUUUAAACCUCAUCCAGAUGAUGGGGACUAGUGAAACUGUAUAUUGAGUCGUUGUAAUACUAAGAUAAGAUGGUCCAUAGUAAUGUUUUGGUCGAAUGUCACUUAGAGUGCAAACUCAGUAGUUCUCACAAAUUCUGGGUACUGUUAAUGCUUUAGUUUUCAAGCA
Molecule: messenger RNA, 2100 nt
Organism: Nicotiana tabacum (common tobacco)
Lineage: Eukaryota; Viridiplantae; Streptophyta; Magnoliopsida; Solanales; Solanaceae
Source: RefSeq, a predicted model, not a curated record